AUGUGUCCUGAUUACGCAAAAUACUAUGGCGAUCGUGCUGAAAGCUACAUGAUGCAGAAGGAUUAUAGGAGAAGUCUCGAAGAUGCAAAAAAGUCAGUGGAAUUGGAUCCAAUGUUCAUUAAAGGACAUUGUGCAGUGAUCGAUAGUGCCAUUACACUUCACGAAUUCUCAGAAAUGGACAGUAGCAUAGCUCGAUUGAAAACACUUGAUCUUGCAUACGAGGUACUCCUGCAGCAAGUGGAUAAAAUGCGAAGAUUAGUUAUAAUUCUUGAGGAGGAAAUCUGUGCCAAUGCUGACAACGAUUACAGGAAGGUUUUAGAACAAAUCGAUGAGUCCCUGGAAAUUUGUCCAGAGUUUUUGGAUUACAAAGUCAAGAAAGCUGAGUGUCUGGUCAAUCUUGGACGGUUCUCGGAAGCUGAAAAAUUUGCGAGUAAAAUUUUGAAGCAGGACCCAAAAAACAGCGAGGCUCAUUACGUGAUGGGGAGAUGUUUGCGCAAAACGAGCAUUGUAGAAUCAGUGCAUCACUUCGAAGAAGCCCUCAGUCUGAAUCCACACUGUGUCAAAGACCGAAUGCUCUAUGAGACAGCUAAAAGAUUCCUAGAGCGGAAAACCGAGGCGAACAAUGCUUACAAAUCUCAGAACUUUGCGCAAGCCCACAGCGAAUACUCCACAUUAUUCUUAGAAUGUCGAGAAGACACAGGAAUGCUGACGACUCUGUUCUCCAACAUGGCCCAAGCGUCUUACAAACUGGGAGAUUUGGAUCGAUGUCUGCGAGAGUGUGACUGA
This is a messenger RNA of Diachasma alloeum, 786 nucleotides long. RefSeq names its product dnaJ homolog subfamily C member 7-like. The coding region runs from base 1 to 786 and encodes 261 amino acids. The record is from RefSeq and is a predicted model, not a curated record. Lineage: Eukaryota; Metazoa; Arthropoda; Insecta; Hymenoptera; Braconidae. Gene Ontology annotation, molecular function: protein binding. The transcript is spliced from 5 exons.